UCGACUAUAUAUCUCCCUCCCUAUCUCUCUCUCUGCCAUUCAUAGGUGGACUGUUUUAAUUCAAUCGCACACACAUAUAUAUUACACCUACUAAUAGUUCAACACUGCCAGUUUCGAUCAUUCGCUGGCAGAAGUUUCACACAUUCAUCAGGCCACCCUUGAAGCCGUCCCCACUCACCAACCUCGACAUGAACACAAACACGUGCUGCUGCUGCUGCUGAUCAAUUCCCCCACCAAACGAAAGGAGAAGAAGCAGAAGACGAACAAAAUCUGUCAUUCAUCAACACGACCAUCGAGCAAGUGGCCCAAAGAAUCACACAGCCAUGAUGCAACAGCGACGAUCAGUUCUGGAGCAGAGCGGCACACAGGCGCUGCUCGAAGCCAUGGGGAAAGGAAAGCUGCAUUUGGCGCGUUUCAUCCUCGACGCGUUGGACCGCAGGAUCGUGGACGCCCAGGUGGCCUCUGGCCAGACCCUGCUCACCCACGCCGCCUCGGCGUUGGACUCGGGCCGGGCCGCCUUUCUCCGUCUUCUUCUCGACUCGGGCGCGGACGUGAACGCGCAGGACAGCGAGGGUCGCACCGCGCUCAGUCACGCCAGCGAGAGGGGGCACAUGGACGCAGUGCGCCUGUUGGUGCAGCGCGGGGCCGACCCUCGCGUCUCCGACCACGGCGGCCGCAGCCCCAUCGCGCACGCCAGCAGGGCCGGCCAGAGGGACGUGCUCCAGUUUCUGCUCAGAGCCUUCAAGAGGUUCGGUCUGCAGGAGCAGCAAAGCGUGGCCGCGGGGCCAAGGCGAUGCGCGCCGGCGGGCGCGGACGGGAGCGAGGCGGAGACAUCGUCCGGGUUUGGUGCAGACGCGGACGAAGAGAAGAGCGAGAUGGGAUGUGAUGAUGAUGAUGAUGACGACGAUGUGGACGAUGGACGAGAGCUGAGAGAGUUGGGCGCCUUCGUGAAUGCGAGCAAGAGGCGCUAUGACGACGAAGAAGGGGACGAGGAUGCGUACAUGGAGCUGGACACGAACACGAGCCCGUGUUCUUACUUCAGUGCAGGCGAUGUUCGAGCAGACAAGUGA
This is a messenger RNA of Lethenteron reissneri (Far Eastern brook lamprey), 1070 nucleotides long. Its product is annotated as ankyrin repeat domain-containing protein 63-like. NCBI's taxonomy places the organism in Eukaryota, Metazoa, Chordata, Hyperoartia, Petromyzontiformes, Petromyzontidae. Gene Ontology annotation, biological process: regulation of cyclin-dependent protein serine/threonine kinase activity; regulation of G1/S transition of mitotic cell cycle; negative regulation of cell population proliferation. Gene Ontology annotation, cellular component: nucleus; cytoplasm. Gene Ontology annotation, molecular function: protein kinase binding; cyclin-dependent protein serine/threonine kinase inhibitor activity. The record is from RefSeq and is a predicted model, not a curated record.